UCCUCCUGCAUAUGCCCAAGAGGAUUGGGAUGGAUGGACACCAGCAGAAGCACCACUUACCUCUGUAGACAUUAGGAACAAGGAGUGUAUGGCCCUGCUUGUCGAGGCUCAGGACAGGAAGAAACAAGUGUAAAGGUUUUGAUUUUGGAAAGAAGUUGGAAUCUCCUGACCCUGGGACCUUAAGAUCCACAAUAUUGCUGAAAGAAAAAGUACUACCUUAUUAAAAGGAUGAAGAAACACGGAAGGACUAUGACUACAUGCUGGACCACCCAGAAGAGUACUACAGCCAUUACUACCACUACUACAGCAGGCGCCUAGCCCCUAAAGUGGACGUCAGGGUGGUGAUUCUGGUCAGCGUGUGUGCCAUUUCAGUGUUUCAGUAUUUCAGCUGGUGGAACAGCUACAACAAAGCAAUCAGCUACUUAGCCACAGUGCCCAAGUACCGCAUCCAGGCCACAGAGAUCGCCAAGGAGCAGGGACUGCUCAAAAAAGCCAAAGAAAAGGGGAAAAACAAGAAGUCCAAAGAAGAAAUCCGUGAUGAGGAGGAGAACAUCAUAAAGAAUAUUAUAAAAAGUAAGAUAGACAUAAAGGGGGGCUACCAGAAACCUCAAGUUCGGGACCUCCUCUUGUUCCAAGUCCUCCUCGCCCCUGUCCACCUGUGCUCCUACAUAGCCUGGUAUUGCCGGUGGGUCUAUAACUUUAACAUCAAAGGCAAGGAGUACGGGGAGGAGGAGAGGCUUUACAUCAUACGCAAGUCCAUGAAGAUGUCCCAGUCUCAGUUCGACAGCCUGGAGGACCAUCAGAAAGAAAUGUUUCUCAAACGGGAGCUUUGGAUAAAAGAGAAUUACGAGGUCUACAAGCAGGAACAGGAGGAAGAGUUAAAGAAAAAGCUGGCCAACGACCCUCGGUGGAAGCGAUACCGCAGGUGGAUGAAGAACGAGGGGCCUGGGCGGUUGACCUUUGUGGACGACUGAGGGAGAUGGGGCACUGCUAUGCCGGACUCUGGAUGUGACGUCACUUGCAUAGUGGUUACUUGGAAAUGUGCCUGCUGCUCUCAGCGGUGACUAACGCUCACACAAGUACAUGAUUAAACAGAAUAAUGUAGACAUUUCAGCUUUCCCUUAAAACUUUAUACAGAAGACAUUUAUGACGGCUCAAUUUUUAUAAUCUAUUUGUGGGUUUUGUUUAAAAAAAUUUGACAUGGGACUUAUUAGUUGCCAUUUAAAAUUUUUAUAUGUUUAGUUAAAUUUGACAUGAAAUUUAUUAGAUACCAUUUAAAACUUCUGUGUGAAGUGUUUCUUCUUCAAGAGUGUUUCCUUAUGUUUUCAUAAUACUACGUUUUCCUCCUUUCCUGGUCUCUGUUUUUACAAAACAACAACAAAAUGACAUCAGCAUUCGGUCAGAUUAUUGUGUCUUUCUGGACACACUUUCUCCAGGAGAAUCAUUCAGUGCCAUGUUGUCCUUACUGUAGUCCUUACAGAUUCAAGCACGUUCAUGUAUUCUCUAGGAGAGCCUUCUAGAACCUCUGCAGCCCCACCCACAGUCCCACCCAGUGAUCCUACUCUUGAUAAGAUCGAAACUCUCCAGGAGAGUGGGUUACAUCACGUCCUUGUGGGAUGUCCUCAGUUACAGUCUCAUAGGACUGUUUCUCAAACCUUUCUGCAGAGGGGACCUUGUAAAAAGGUCUUUUAUACCACCAUCUUCCUGCCUUCCUCCCUCUCUUCUUUCUGUCUCUCCUUCCCUCCCUCUCUUCCUUUCUUCUUUCCUUCUUUCUUCUUUCUUUCUUUCUUCCUCUUCCUUUUUUCUUCUUUCCCUCCCUCCAUCCCUGAAUUACUUGUGGUUAAACUGUAAUGCACAUGCGGGCUUUUACGUGCAUUUAAGCUAGAAACAAGACAGGCAUGGCUGAGCUGCUCUCGCCCUCUGUGUCUAUACUUAGGGAAGUGAAAGUAAAUGGCAGAAAGACUGAGUCAAACCUGAUCUCUACUGAAGUACCAUAUACACUCAUACACAGUGCUCCUGUUCAAGAUCUGCCUACUGCUUCAUGUUAAUAAAAUGGUUGUCAUACGUCAUGCUGCCUGGGAAGAUAUGUAAAGAUUAGCAUACUGCCUUUGUAGCAUAUACUUUUAAAAGAUUAAUGUAGCAUAGUAGGUAUGCAGGAUUGAUUUCUAAGUGAAGUAAAUUGAUCCUUUUAAAAGCUCAGCCCAAGGACUGGAUAGCUUGGUUGGUGAAACACUACUUUGCAAACAAUGGUGACUGACUCUGAGCAACACACACACACACACCCACACACCAUCUCAUGUAAAAUAUGCUAGGCAGUGGUGGCAUACUCAGACACAACCUGUCUCAGAAAACAAGGUAGAGAGGCCUGAAAAUGAAAACCAAGCCUGUCCUCUGGCCCCACAUAUACCCAUACACUUGUGUAUCUGCAUGCACACAGGCACACAAAGUUCAGUCCAAAUUGCAUGCAUGAGUCCAUCCUCGCCAAUUAGCCAAAAGAUUAAAGUCAGCUAUUUUAAUGUGCGUGAACUUCAGUUGCUGGUUACAAGAACAGAAUUUGACUAGGCUGUCAGAAGGGCUCUUUGAAGCUCUGGGCUUCUGGAAUAAUUAUUUAGAGUUCUGUAAACAUUAGUUGGAAAUGUUUGUGCAUUUGUUAUUCUUUAUGGUUGUGGAGAAUCAUAUAGUUAGCACCUGUUGCUCAUUAUUAUCUAAGAAUAAAUUUAUGUCAUAUAAGGACCAGAAAGAAAUACCACUACUACUGUACCUCAACAUUUCCAAAAGUCUCUAAUUGCCUGUAUUUUUCUACGUUCAUUUCUGGUACACCCUGACAGAAAGCGGUAGAGGGAAGAAAGGGUCUCUGUGGCUUACAGUUCCAGGUGACAGUCAUACCACGAAAGCAAGGAGAAAAUAUAUGCAUCUUUGCCUCUCAUGUUGAGCAUUUCCUUGCUAGGGAAUGGUGCUGCCUACAGUUGGCUGGGGCUUCCUAUAGCACUUAAUUAUCAUAUGACACCCCCACCCCCCCGCAGACACAUACCCACAGACCACCCUCAAUGAGGCUCUGUUCUGUUUGCAGUUAAUUUGAAGUCAUCAGGUUGACUGCAAAGACUGACUAGCACACCUCUGUAAGGAGAAGAGAAAGAUGUUCAGCUAAUGAGGACUCUAUGUAUCUCUGGGUACUCUUUUGUCUGUCUUUUUUAUUUCUGUAUUCUAUUUCUAGAAUUGUCCACUGAACGCUGUUUAUGUGGGAACUUGGUCAGAGUCAUUGCAUGAAUCAAAGUGGACUCUUAAAAGAAAGAUGGUGGGGUUUUCCCCUUCCCUCUGUUCACUGUGCUUCAGAUUCUCAGGAUAAGGAAAGGCCAUUGCUGUACUUCACUGCACUUGUCCACGGAAACAAAAUCUCCAAGAGGACUCAGGCCCUUCCAGCCCCAUCAGUGCAGGGAGGAGGGGUGGGCUGUCAGAACAUGGCUGUUUAUUGCCACCUGUGUCUCAUCGCUUCGUGUUAAUUGAAGUCUUCAAAAUUACGCUGUGGGUUUUAUUCAUAUAAAUGUCUUCCUAACAGA
Molecule: messenger RNA, 3557 nt
Organism: Rattus norvegicus (Norway rat)
Lineage: Eukaryota; Metazoa; Chordata; Mammalia; Rodentia; Muridae
Gene: Dnajc25
Product: DnaJ heat shock protein family (Hsp40) member C25
Biological process (GO): protein folding
Cellular component (GO): membrane
Source: RefSeq, a predicted model, not a curated record